Messenger RNA from Trypanosoma cruzi, 990 nucleotides. RefSeq names its product mitochondrial carrier protein, putative. Gene Ontology annotation, molecular function: guanine nucleotide transmembrane transporter activity. Lineage: Eukaryota; Euglenozoa; Kinetoplastea; Trypanosomatida; Trypanosomatidae. The record is from RefSeq and is a predicted model, not a curated record. Bases 1 to 990 code for a protein of 329 amino acids. The transcript has a single exon. Gene Ontology annotation, cellular component: mitochondrion.
AUGAACGCCAGGGCGUCUGUAGUCCCACAAGAUCACCUGCCGCCACAGAAACAAACAAGUCCUUCUUUCUUUAUGAAGCUAUUUAAGGGCCACGCUGGCGCGGCCACAAUGGCAGGUGCGUUUGAGAUUGCCUUAUUUCAUCCCUUUGACACUGUCUCGAAGCGACUCAUGAGUAACCGCACUCGCAUUCAGGGCGUCUCAUUUGCAGAUACCUUGCGGAAUCUGAACACCACAAUAUUCAGUUCAAGGGCGGAUGCCAGUGUGGCACAGAAGAUCUUGUACCUUUAUCCCGGCUCCUCCUAUGCUGUUUUCUACAAAAUCUUGCAGCGUGUCUUCAAGUUUGCGGGGCAGCCAUUAGUGCGGGACCAUCUGCAGACUCACAAUCAACAAAGCUUCACGGAUACCUUUGGUCGUCGUGACAAGUUGAUGAUGGAAUCCGUUGCUGGAUCCAUCAUUGGGGUUGGAGAAGUUAUUCUACUACCACUGGAUCGCCUUAAGGUGCUCAGUCAAACCAACGAGGCGGCACUGCGCCAUGGUCUGCUUCAGUUGCUGCGCCAAGAGGGUAUCAGUGGCAUGUACGCAGGCACUGUGGUCACAAUGACUCGCAACGCCCCCGGCUCCUUCUGUCUUUUUGGCGGCAUGGCCGUUACGAAGGAGUUUGUAUUCGGCCUUCAAGAAUACCGCAAGGCGACGUUUUUUCAGAACGUGUGUGCCUCAACGGUAGGCGCCUGUCUAAGCAUCACCGUGACGAACCCAAUGGACGUCAUCAAGACACGCGUGCAGAACAAGGACCCUGGCGCCAGGAUGGGCGCCGUCACGAUACUCUCGCAGCUGCUGCGGGAAGAGGGCUGUUCUGCAUUGUUUAAAGGCCUUGUACCGAAAGUGGUCGCAUUUGCCCCGAAGCUUAUUUUUUCGUACACCAUGACCGAAUUUUUUAUACAGCUUAUGAACAGCAGUAACGCAGAAAGGAAACUGUUGAAAACUUGUUAA